UUGCCUUCUUCAACUCCCUUCUCUCCUUCUCUCUCUCUUGCCUUCUUCAACUCCCUUCUCCCCUGGCAUCCCACCCAACCAGAACUACCUGCUGAAGACAGUAAGUUAUCAACAGCCACAGAAUCCAUAUAAAACCUCUAAUUUUACCCACACAUUCUGUUUCCUUCCCUCUAACACAACAUACCUGUUGUGUAUAGUGGUGUUUCCUGAGAAACACCAUGUAAUGGAGCAUGUGGUAAAGUUAGUUUGUCUUGUCCCUAGUCGCUCUGAGAAACACCAUGUAAUGGAGCAUGUGGUAAAGUUAUCCCUAGUCGCUGUCCCCCAUGCAUGGCAUUUCCUGGCUACAUGUACACUGCCACAGUUGGAAUGCAGCUGUCAUAUCACACACCCUGACUCCCUCACUUCACAGAAAAGUCGGUGUUCAAAUUGUUUCUGGAGCAAUUCAAUGAUCUCUUGCCGCAGAUCCUUUUGGCAGCUGCCUUCAUUUCGUUUGUGAGUCUGUGCGCUAGUUAGUGUUGUGUACCGUGUCCUAUUACAUCAUUACGUUGGCCCGGGCUGUGUUCCGUUCCCAGGUCCUGGCAUGGUUCGAGGACGCAGAAGGCAUGACCACUGCCUUUGUAGAGCCGUUUGUCAUACUGUUGAUCCUAGUGGCAAAUGCAGCGGUCGGAGUUUGGCAGGAACAAAGUGCUGAGUCAGCAAUAGAAGCACUGAAGGAAUAUGAGCCAGAGAUGGCUAAAGUUGUCCGGCAGGGAAAUGGGGGUGUGACCUCCAUCCGAGCUCGAGAAUUGGUACCUGGCGAUGUAGUAGAAGUCUCGGUUGGCGACAAGAUCCCGGGAGACGUGCGACUGAUAAAGAUCUGUUCCACCACCCUGAAGGUGGACCAGAGUAUUCUGACUGGGGAGAGUGUCAGCAUAAUCAAACACACUGACGCCAUUCCUGACGAGAAGGCUGUCAACCAGGACAAGAAGAAUAUUCUCUUUUCUGGUACCAACGUGGCGUCAGGGAAGGCAAGAGGAGUUGUGGUCGGCACGGGGACACUGACAGAGAUCGGGAAGAUCAGAGACACCCUAGUGAACAACGAGGAGGAGCGAACUCCUCUUCAGCAGAAACUGGAUGAAUUUGGAGAGCAGCUAUCCAAGGCGAUAUCUGUCAUCUGCAUCAUAGUGUGGGUCAUCAACAUUAACCACUUUAGCGAUCCUGUGCAUGGCGGCUCCUGGUUCAAGGGAGCCAUCUACUAUUUCAAGAUUGCCGUGGCUCUAGCUGUGGCUGCCAUCCCAGAAGGCCUGCCUGCUGUCAUCACCACCUGCUUGGCUCUCGGAACACGAAGGAUGGCGAAAAAGAAUGCGAUUGUGCGGAGUUUGCCCUCAGUGGAGACACUGGGCUGUACGUCUGUCAUCUGUUCCGACAAAACCGGCACUCUCACUACCAACAUGAUGUCCGUCAGCAGAUUCUUUGUAGUGAAGGAAGUAUCAGAGAACAAGGCUUCAUUCCACGAAUUCGAGGCUUCAGGCUCGACUUACAAGCCAGAGGGACAAAUAACACUGGGUGGUGGGGCAGUAUCGGGACAGGAUUACGCUACGUGUCUCACUGAGCUGGUCAACGUAUGUGUUCUCUGUAAUGACUCUGGAUUGGCCUACAAUGAGGAGAAAGGAGUGUAUGAGAAGGUAGGGGAGGCGACCGAGGUGGCUCUGAAGGUUCUGGCAGAGAAACUGAACGUCCAGGCAGUCGAGAAGGCCAGUCUCUCUCCCUCGCAGAAAGCCACAGCUUGCCUCAAGGCCAUCGAAACCAAAUAUGAGAAGGAGUUUACUCUGGAGUUCUCUCGUGACCGCAAGUCCAUGAGUGUCUACUGUCGUCCUACCUCUGGUGACUCGUCCUCUCCAGUCAUGUUUGUCAAGGGAGCUCCAGAAGGAAUCCUUGACCGAUGCUCUCACUUCCGUGUCAACGGCCAGGAGCGCCAGCCGCUGACUCCAGAGAUCAAGGCCCAGAUUCUCGAUGUUGUCCGGCGAUACGGCACAGGUCAAGACACGCUGCGUUGCCUGGCGAUGGCAACAGUGGAGCAACCAGGCCGUCCCGAGGAAAUGAACCUCGAAGAUGCCAAAAACUUCGUCCAAUACGAGAGUGACAUGACAUUUGUGGGUGUGGUUGGAAUGUUGGACCCACCCCGGGUGGAGGUUCGUCAGUCCAUUGAGGAAUGUUGGUCGGCAGGGAUACGAGUGAUUGUAAUCACGGGAGACAACAAGGAGACGGCUGAGGCCAUCUGUCGCAGGAUCGGGGUGUUUGCUCCUGAUGAGGACUGUACUGGUCUGUCUUUCUCAGGGAGAGAGUUUGACGCAAUGAAUGGCUCCCAACAGAGGGAAGCCUGCCUCAAAGCCCGUCUCUUCUCUCGUGUGGAACCUGCACACAAGUGCAAGAUUGUCGACUACCUCCAGAAAGAGGGCGAAGUUCUGGCCAUGACUGGAGAUGGUGUAAACGAUGCACCAGCUCUGAAGAAAGCUGAAAUUGGAAUUGCCAUGGGGUCAGGGACAGCCGUCGCCAAAAGUGCUUCCGAAAUGGUGCUGGCAGACGAUAAUUUCUCAACCAUUGUGUCGGCAGUAGAGGAAGGACGCGCCAUCUACAACAACACAAAGCAGUUCAUUCGUUACCUCAUUUCCUCAAACAUCGGGGAAGUCGUCAGUAUAUUCCUGACGGCAGCGCUGGGUCUGCCAGAGGCGCUCAUCCCGGUCCAGCUGCUGUGGGUGAACCUGGUCACGGACGGCCUGCCUGCCACUGCUCUGGGCUUCAACCCUCCGGAGGUCGACAUCAUGAAGAAGCCACCUCGCUCUGCCAAGGACCCUCUCAUCUCCCGCUGGCUCUUCAUCCGCUACCUCGUUAUCGGGGUCUAUGUAGGCGUGGCCACCGUCGCCGCGGCAACUUGGUGGUUUACCGUAUACGGUGGUGGUCCUCAAGUCUCGUUCUACCAGCUGGUAAGGGAGUGUGUUUGGUGAGGGAGUGUGUUUGGUGAGGGUGUGUGUUUGGUGAGGGAGACAAGUUGUUUGUUUGUGCUUAUGAUGACACCAGAUUCUGAUAUUUUCUGAUGAAAUUUCUGGAAUUCCUCGUUACUGAAGCUGAGGCAAACCAAAACCUCUCAGUUGACACUCACCACCUCCCACCUGUGGUCUAGUAUUUCAUGUUGUGUUUCUCUCCUCUCACUCUUCCAGAGACACCAUCUCCAGUGCACCAGUGAGAACCCAGAUUUCGCUGACGUCAGCAGCUGCAAGAUCUUCUCCGACCUCCACCCCAUGACCAUGGCUCUCUCAGUCCUCGUUACCAUAGAGAUGCUCAAUGCUCUCAACAGUCUGAGUGAGAACCAGAGUCUGCUGGUGAUGGGCCCCUUCACGAAUGGCUGGCUCCUGGGAGCCAUUGCUCUCUCAAUGGCUCAGCAUAUUAUCAUCCUCUACACCCCGGUUCUUGCUGGGGUGUUCCAAAUAACGCCCCUCAACCUCACUGAGUGGUUUGCAGUGCUGUGUUUCUCGGUACCUGUCAUCUUCCUCGACGAACUCCUCAAGUACUUCUCUCGCUCGCUAGGAACUGUGAAGACCAAAACAGACUAAUCAUUGCCACACCUCCAUCCUGCAACCACUACUAGCUAAUGUUAUUACCUGACCUCUCCUAGUUAUUACCUCAUUGAAUGCAGCAGCCACGCCUCCCGAUGCCCUGUACCUACGGCAACGACUGCCUUUACUCUAUUUAUCGCCCACCACACUAGAUAUUCAGAUACAGGGCUUAGUUUUAGGUUUUUACCACUUUGCGUAACGUAUUAUUACUGCUGGGCUUAUUAAUUUUCAAACAACUUGUUGUUUAUGUAGAUGAAAAUUUUUGCCGAUGUUUGUUAAAAAAAUCUCUGUACAAAAUAUUUACAAAACCCAAUGGUGCUUCAGUUAUGUGAAAUGUUACACUGUAAAGACUUAACAAAAGAGAACAAGAUUUGCAAGGUGAGGUGGAAAAAGACAGUGGAGCUAUUGUCACAGUGACAGCAAUCUGGAGGGAGAGAGAGAGGUGUGAGGUAGGGAGAAGAAUGCACAGGAUGGAAGACCUAGUCUGGUAAUUGGGGAAGCCCUUACCUUAGGGGAAUUUGAGCCACAAGACAGAGAGGUGGCUUCAGCUGUAUAAUUAGUCGAGGCCUGGAGGGGUGCUCUCACAACUAAAGGGAAGGAGAUGUAAUCUCAGAUGUUGGACAUAGGCAAGAGUCUUACGCUGGCAGAGGAGGAGAAGAAACGAGGAUUGGGGAGCUGGAGCAGGGCUCCACUGUCUGGGGGGAGGUUCCACUGCUGGGCCCCUCAGGGAUGAGGGAUCCUUCACUCUCUGCCACGGGCGACCCGCUGUCACUCUCGCACCCCGAGUCCCUCUCCUGCCGGCUCUUCUUUUGUAGAGGAGGCCGCGUCAGGGAUAUCGUCUCUCCCUCUGUCUCCUCCCUCGACCUCUUGAAUGGUAACCUCUCCUCUACCCUUUGCUGCGAUUCUUCUUCCCUCUCAGGCCUCGUCUUGGCUUUGCUGUCUUGACACCGAAGAAGAGACUGGAGCGCUCUAUCCUCAGUACCUUCCUGAGUCAGGAAUGCAAUUACCACGGAGAUGUUGUCUGCAAACAUUCCCUUCUUGCGCCAUCGGUAGAGAGCUUCGUCGAUGAGAGCACGAACCACGUCACGAGACGCGCUGACUUUUUCGUCCUUCUCGUCAGCAGGUGUCGUCUUGUACUCCCAGAUGAAGUUGACGGCGUCCUGGGGACUCAUGACAUUCCACAACCCAUCAGAUGCUAGGACGAGGAAUUUCUGGCAGGUUGGGUCGAGAGGAUGUAUGUCGACAUCCGGAUGUGGGGAGACGACGAACUUCUGCGUUCGCUCGCACCAGGACCAGAAGUCGCCGAGAGAUCGAGACACACUCAGGAAUGGGAUGAGGUCCACUGUAGGUGGCUUGUCUGGGUCGUCACUCGUUUUCUUUCGCUCCCACACCACCCUUGGCACCCCUUUUCUGCUGAUCUUCACCUGUCCACCUAGGCUUUCUACUCUCUUUGUCUCCACUGGGUCCUCUGGCUUGUGGUCUUUACUCAACAUGGUGGCAAUCACGGGAGGUUGCCCCUCUUCUCCAGCUCUUUGAUUGACUGUGGCUAGAACUGCACCCGAGUCACCGACGUUGGCAACGUAGAAGUGGUCUUGGCGGAAUAUGACGGUACAGGCGGUGGUCCCCGCGGUGCUCUGGUCGCCCAGUUUAUUCGGUUUCCACCUCGGUCUCAUGGGUUCCAUCUCCCUGUGCAGGCCCAAAUAAGCGUCUUUGAUCGCCUCCGCCACCUUCUGUCUGUCUGUGGUGCGGAACUUGCUCUGCUCCUGGAUCAAGUCCCACAGCCGCUCGCGGGCGUACAGGGCCGCCUCUUUCCCGCCAUGACCGUCGAAGACACCUACGAAGGCUUGCUCCUUCAGUCCGGGCGUGUUCCGUAGAGCCUCGUUGCUUGGCGCCAGGCGGACGUCCAGGUAAUCUUCCAUGUGGCGUCUCUUUCCCGCGUCCGUCUCGGCCGUAACGCUGAUCGUAACUCCUUUGCCAGACGGCAUCUUCCACCGACACCAGCUCGUUUGUUGGGUGAGUCCGAAAGCGGUGAACGUUUUCAAAUGUCUUCCCCCCGGCAACGAGUGGGAAAAAAGAAAGCCAACCACGCCGCCCAAACUCGAGCGGACUUUUAUACGGCGACGAAAUUACA
Molecule: messenger RNA, 5724 nt
Organism: Geodia barretti
Lineage: Eukaryota; Metazoa; Porifera; Demospongiae; Tetractinellida; Geodiidae
Source: the annotation of a GenBank genome assembly